This is a messenger RNA of Panicum virgatum (switchgrass), 823 nucleotides long. RefSeq lists its product as uncharacterized. The transcript has 2 exons. The record is from RefSeq and is a predicted model, not a curated record. Bases 149 to 490 code for a protein of 113 amino acids. NCBI's taxonomy places the organism in Eukaryota, Viridiplantae, Streptophyta, Magnoliopsida, Poales, Poaceae.
GAGCGCCAUCAAGAGGGUCAAAUGCGAGGAGGAGGAUCCGGCGCCGCACCGAGCCACCAAGAGGUUCCGCCGCGCAGCGCCGCGCAAGGGGGUUGAGGUUCUCGUCCUCGACUCCGACGUCGACUCCGAGUCCUCUUCGGAGGUUGAGAUGUUCGAGAUCGACUACUCCUCCAGCGAGUCCAGCGGCGACGACUCCUCUGGCGACGAUUGCGGAGGCAAGCAGCAGGCAAAUGUUGUAGCCGAGGAGGACAUUGGCAAAAUCUGGAAUGCAAUCAACAAGCAAAGGAAAUUGCUGGAUGAAAUCUGUGAAGAAAUCAAGAAGCUCAAGUGGGGGAAAUUCCAGGAUGAUGACAAUAAUGGAGACAGGAUCAGCCUACUCGAAUCAAAGGUGAAAGCACUAGAACAGGCAGAAAAGAAGAAGAACAUUGAAAUUCAAGACGCAUUCCAGAAGAAUGGUGAGCUUUUUUUUUGGAAACCAUUGCAAAGCUAGAAGCCAAAAUGUGUGUACUUGAAGAUGCACUGAACAAGCAGGCUGCAAGGAUGAAGGUACUUGAAGAAGCAAUGAAGAAGGGAUCUAGCUGAUUUCACCACAACAAAGAUGAAGAAUCGAAGCUACUUAUCUAGUGCCCUAGCAGAACUUUUAUCUGUGUUUGCUAAAUAGUGAUGUAGUCUUAUUUUGGUGAUGUGGCCUGAUGCUGCAUGUGAGAUGUACUCUAUGUAAAUAUGUGGGGUGAUGUUCCUUGUGAACCUGGCAUGCUAUGUGCCUAUGAAUCUUAAUAUAUGGCUGUUAUGCUUGGAAAAUGACUUAUCUGUGUUGUGAUUA